Perca fluviatilis (European perch) is the source of this 2718-nucleotide messenger RNA. RefSeq names its product carboxypeptidase E (gene cpe). The record is from RefSeq and is a predicted model, not a curated record. Gene Ontology annotation, molecular function: zinc ion binding; metallocarboxypeptidase activity. Lineage: Eukaryota; Metazoa; Chordata; Actinopteri; Perciformes; Percidae. Gene Ontology annotation, biological process: proteolysis. The coding region runs from base 168 to 1532 and encodes 454 amino acids. The transcript has 9 exons.
UCAGGUACAGCAGCGCAUCACACACAGACUGCCAGAGAGAGAGAGAGAUCAGCAGAGGGAGAAGUAUUCAUAGCCUGAAGCGAGGCUGCAGCACAGAGAUAAGGCUUGGGACCAAGGUACACGCAGGUAGACACACGCAGGGCUUAAGGAAAACAGGACACGUCAAAAUGAAACAUUUGACUUGGCUAGUUUUAUUCGGGGCCGCAGUGGUCGCCGUGGUCAGCGCAGCCGGUACCGAGGCUGAGAUCUCCUUCGAGUACCACCGCUAUGAGGAGCUGCGGAAGGCGCUGGUGUCGGUGUGGCUGCAGUGCCCGACCAUCACCCGCAUCUACACCAUCGGGGAGAGCUUCGAGGGCCGCGAACUGCUGGUGCUGGAGAUGACCGACAACCCCGGGACGCACGAGCCUGGUGAGCCUGAGUUUAAGUACAUCGCCAACAUGCACGGCAAUGAGGCUGUGGGCAGAGAGCUGCUCAUCUACCUGGCUCAGUACCUGUGCAACCAGUACCAGCAAGGCAACGAGACCAUCAUCGACCUCGUCCACAACACCCGCAUCCACUUCAUGCCCUCCAUGAACCCAGACGGCUUCGAGAAGGCCGCUUCACAGCCUGGAGAGAUUAAGGACUGGUUUGUCGGCCGCAGUAACGCACAGGGGGUGGAUCUGAACCGUAACUUCCCUGAUCUGGACCGAAUCAUCUACAUCAACGAGCGGGAGGGUGGAGCCAAUAACCACCUGCUGCAGAACAUGAAGAAGGCUGUGGAUGAAAACACCAAGCUGGCUCCAGAGACCAAGGCAGUGAUCCACUGGAUCAUGGAUAUCCCCUUCGUCCUCUCAGCUAACCUGCAUGGAGGAGAUGUGGUGGCCAACUACCCAUAUGAUGAAACCCGCACUGGCUCUACCCAUGAGUACAGUUCCAGUCCAGAUGAUGUGAUGUUCAAGUCUCUGGCAAGGGCCUACUCCAUAUACAACCCAGUCAUGUCUGACCCUAACCGAGCUCCCUGCCGUAAGAACGAUGAUGACUCCAGCUUCAAAGAUGGCAUCACUAACGGAGGGGCCUGGUACAGCGUGCCAGGAGGAAUGCAGGAUUUCAACUACCUCAGCAGCAAUUGUUUUGAGAUCACUCUGGAGCUCAGCUGUGACAAGUUCCCCAAUGAGGACACACUCAAGUCCUACUGGGAGCAGAACCGCAACUCACUGAUCAACUACAUCGAGCAGGUUCACCGGGGUGUAAAGGGCUUUGUGCGUGACCUCCAGGGAAACCCCAUUUCCAAUGCCAGCAUUUCUGUGGAGGGCAUUGACCAUGACAUCACCACAGCCAAAGAUGGAGACUAUUGGCGCCUCCUGGCUCCAGGAAACUACAAAGUAGCAGCCUCUGCCCCAGGAUACCUGACUGUGAUCAAGAAGGUGGCUGUUCCCUACAGCCCUGCAGCCAGGGUGGACUUUGAGCUGGAGUCUCUGAUGGAGAGAAAGGAGGAGGAGCGGGAGGAGCUGAUGGACUGGUGGAAGAUGAUGUCGGAGACACUGAACUUCUAAAGCGCUUGUCUUGCUAAUAAUCGGACCGUCCGCACAUCGAUGUAAUAUAUUCAACAUUCUGUGUGCCCGUCCACUCUAAAAAAAGAAUAUAUUGUCUCUUUAUUUGUUUUGUUCUCUUUCGAUCAUUAUUUUAAUUGAUUAUUACUGUUUAUUAAUGGUUUGCCUCAUACUCCUGUAAGAUAUCCUGCAGAUAGAAACAUAUACUGACGGACACAGGAGGAAUUUACAGGUAGUUUGAGGGCAGUGAGAUCGGUGUUGAUUUCUGUGGUAUUGUGUUCUUUAUCGUACACGUGAUUUGGUAACCAUGGCACCCAUCUAUAUAACCAAUGAGUGACUGUGUAAUUAUGUGUGUAAAAGAGCUUUUUACAUCAUUACCACAUGGCUCUGUCCAAAAUAAUUCAUACUUUUUUUCCUGUUUUAAUUUUCUCUGUUUCUCCAGUAAAUAUACAACACAAAAAACACCCUUUCAAUUCCAAGUAAUUCAACUUGCGAACACACACACACACACACACACACACACACACACACACACACACACACACACACACACACACACACACACACACACACACACACACACACACACACACACACACACACACACACACACGCACGCACACGCACACUGUUUCUUUCCCUGUAAUAUAAAAAAUACAAUUCUAUGGUUUUAAAAUAUGGGACAUUAACACUGUAAAAUCACUGCAAACAUAUUGCAAACAAUCUACACAGACAAGCCCAUUUCUCUGUAUGUUAUUGAUGUUGAGAUUUUUUUUUCUAAACUGACAGCAGCACAGCUUUGAUUUUAGCACAAGAUGAAUGGUUAUAAUAGCCUAUGUACUGUAUUUAUGAACUAUAGGUAUAGCAAGAAAUGUGUGGUUUUUGUUACUACAUAACAUCAAAGAAAACAAGGCCAUAACACCUAUAAAUCUGCCCAUCUCAAUCUAUCCAAAGCCAUUCCUUUGUAUGUUUACUACACAGGAAAUACUGUGGUACAUGAGGAACUGUGGUACAUGUACAAGUUGUUUUUUCAAGAAUAAAUUAACACUAAUCUUGUUUAGCUGAUGUAUGGAUGCAGUUCAUUUGGUUCGAGACCGCAGAAAGAAUAUAUUGAAUGUAUAUCUAUAGAAAAAGUUACAAAUGUAAAGAAUGAACUGAUCAAUAAAACUCCCCUCUUUAUGUUGUCAAA